AUGGAAAGGCUAACCGUCACAAGCUUAAGGCCGAAUGACGGCGACGUGGAUUAUCUACCCAAGGCAAUAAAGCCGAAUGCUCUCGUUGAAGAUUAUAAGGAUGAUCAACAUUCCGAAGAUGGUCGCGGUAAUCGGGCCGGUGAAGGCAAACCACGAAAUCCUGAUCCACCACCACCACAAGGUCCAGGAGUGCGUCCGGAUGAAAACAUUGCCGAUGACGUGGACGAAUUGGAUCAGCGAUAUCAGCAGAUGGAGCUUGAAUUCAUGCAGCGAGAAAAUCGCAUUUUGAGACAAGAGUUGGAACUUGCGCACCGCGAAAAUGAUUUGCUUCGUCAACAAUCUCGUCAUCUUGGUAAUUUUGAUGGUUCUGCGGGCAUGUUCCAUGGUUGGGAAAAACAAAGACGUCUAUUGUGUACGUCGUAUCACCUUGAAGACGAUCGGGCUAAAAUAUUGAUUGGUAAUAAAUUAAAAGGAAGAGCAAAAGAAUCGUUUCGAACUGAAAGUUCAAUGGCUUUGUCCUUGGAUGAAAUAUUUGCCGGAUUAAAGAAAAUGUACGAUCACCACCCAGCCCAAAUUUUUGCGGAUUAUUUUCAUACGAAAAUCAUUUUGGCGAGAGAUGUUCAAAUUAUCGAGGAUGAAUUAGUAGAUUAUUUAAUCGAUGGCAUUCCUUGUGAUCAUCUUCAAGAUUUAGCAAGAAUGAAAGACUUUUGUGACAAAGAAGAAAUGUUGAGAGUUUUUGAGAAAAUUACUUUCAAAUCUGAUGACUCGUCAAAUUGUGAUAAAGAGAAACGAGAAAGAGGUUCGUAUUUCUCCUGCGGUUCGAUGAGUCAUCAAGAAAACAAAUGUCCAACCAAAACAACCAAGACACAGGUAGCUGUGGUUGCUGAGGCUGAAUGUGAAGAAGGAGAGAUGUAUGGUCAUGAGGAACAAAUCAACGUCGUAGCUGGUGUCGCACAAGAGGAUCAGACUUUUAUUAGAAGUGUUCUUUAUGAACUUAGUCGAGAAAAUUCUAGUGACAAAUUACAAUUGCUAACGUUGAUGGAUAUGGGUAGUCCGAUAAGUUUUAUUAAAAGGAAAUUUGUACCGGCCGAUAUUAUUGAAUGUCCAAGUAAACAGGACGAUGUUUUGACGGGUAUUAAUGGUUCAGGACUUAUAAGAAAAGGUGUUAUUAAAUUGAAUGUUAUUGUUGAUGGUGUUAGGAAAGACAAUCAGUUGGUAUGGGUUGUCCCAGAUGCAACUAUGAAAAUGCCUAUUGUGUUGGGUAGAGAUAUUAUUCGUAAAUUUGGUUUGAUUUUGACUAAUCCGUUGAAACAGGUCCUUACAGAUAUCAUGAAUAUUAAUAUACAUGAGAAUGUUAAGAGUGAAAUCCAACACGUAUUCGAUAGUGAGUAUCUGGAUACAACUAAGCCAAGUAGCCCAAAAGAUGAUAUGGAACUAACACUGCAUUUAAAAGACCCUAAACCAUUUCAUUACAAUCCAAGACGUUUAGGUUUUAGUGAAAAGAAUCAGCUGCACAAGAUAUUAGAUGAUCUUCAAAAAAGAAAAAUUAUCAGACCAAGCAAUUCUGAGUAUGUUUCGCCUAUUAUUUUGAUAAAAAAGAAAAACGGUGAAUUACGUUUAUGUAUUGAUUUUCGGCAUCGUAACAAAAUCAUUGCAAAAGAUAAUUAUCCUCUUCCUUUGAUAGAGGACCAAAUUGAUGGUUUAAGAGAUAAAAAAUAUUUUAGUUCGUUUGACUUGAGAAAUGGUUUUUUUCAGAUUCGCAUGUCGGAUGAGUCGAUUAAAUAUACCGCAUUUACUCCUCUUUUCGGAGUAUUUGAAUAUUUAAAAAUGCCAUUUGGUUUAAAGGUGGGGCCACCCCGCUUUCAACGCUUUGUUAACGAAGUUCUAAUUGACCUUAUCCGAUCUGGCGAUAUUGUUGAUUACAUGGAUGGUUUAUUAGUUGCAACUAAGAAUAUCGAAGAGCAAGAAAAUUUGUUGCAGCUCCGUCUCGAUAAAUGCAAAAUUAUGUUUACAGAAAUUGAGUUUUUGGGGUAUAUAAUAUCAGAGCAGGGGGUUAAACCAAACUCGUUGGAUGUCUCUGCAGUUCUUGAUUUUUCUAUACCACAAAAUGUGCAGGCUGUUCAACGAUUUUUGGGAAUGACUUCAUAUUUUCGGAAAUUCAUUGAGGGUUUCUCAUUGCGAGCAAGACCAUUAUAUAAUCUUGUACGCAAGGAAACAGUAUUUAAAUUUGCGGAGGAAGAAUUGAAAUCUUUCGAGGAAUUGAAGAGAAAACUCGUUGAAGCACCUGUACUUAGUAUUUAUAAUCCUUGUGACGAAACGGAGCUCCAUACAGAUGCAAGUAUAUAUGGUUAUUGUGCUACUUUGAUGCGAAAGAAAAGCGAUGACAAAUUUCACCCAGUAUUCUAUUUCUCCAAAGCCACAAAUUCUGCUGAGAGCCGUUACCACAGUUUUGAACUUGAAACGCUGGCAAUUAUUUAUGCCCUUCGACGUUUUCGUAUUUAUUUACAGGUUGAGCUUAUGGAUUAUGACUAUCAAACGGAACAUCGCACGGGAGUUGAAAUGCAACAUGUAGAUGCACUUAGUCGUAUCACAAACAUUCUCGUGUCAGAAGAUAAUCCAAUUGAACUUAAUCUUGCUAUCGGUCAAAAUAAGGAUGCUAUAAUUCGUAAUAUUAAGGAACGAUUGGAAACAUCAGAAGAUCCAAUCUAUGAAAUAAGAAAUGGUAUUGAGAAAACAUGCGAGGCGAUUCAGAGAAAGGGCUAUUUACAUUCAAUACCAAAGAGUAAAUUACCCUUCCAGACUAUUCACGUCGAUCACGUGGGCCCUAUGGAAAGAAAAAGAUUGAUCAAGCAAUAUAUUUUAGUCAUCGUAGACGCGGUCACUAAAUUUGUCAAGUUAUAUGCAGUUAAAUCAACCGGUUCUAAAGAAACUAUCGAUUGUUUAAAAGAUUAUUUUAGAAAUUACAGUCGCCCAUUGGCAGUAGUAUCUGAUCGCGGGUCCAGUUUCACGUCCGCUGAAUUUAAGGACUUCGUUGAAGAAAAUAACAUUCGUCAUAUUUUAAUUGCAACAGGAUCACCUAAGGCUAAUGGUCAAGUGGAAAGGGUUAAUAGGGUCCUGGAAGCAAUUAUUGCGACAAAUUUCGAUAAUACUAAAGGGAAAUAUUGGUAUAAAGUUUUUGCUGAAGUUGAAUUCGCGAUCAAUACUACUGUUAACAAAACAACUGGCGAAACACCUAGUAGAUUAUUAUUUGGUCUCUGCCAGAAAGGUAAAAUUAUUGACGAAAUUAAAGAUUAUUUUGACGAUAAGUAUGACGUCGAGAAUCGCGAUCUAGCUGAAAUUCGUGAUAAUGCAUCGAGCAAAAUUGAAAAGAGCCAGGAGUAUAAUAAAAAAUAUCACGACAAACAUCAUAAGGAAGCUCGAAAAUAUCAAAUUAGUGAUUAUGUCAUGAUAAAGAAUUUUGAGAGUAGUUCAGGUGCUCCAAAGAAAUUAAUUCCACAAAAAAUGCACAGAUCACUCAAAGUGCAUAUGAAGGGACGAUCGAUAUUUCCCUCUGCAUUGACUUGUAUUGGCAGUCGUGUACGAGAUAUCAAUUAUUUAACUUUCGAAAACCCCUUAUACGUCCAUGAUGUGUGGCUCAGGAUAGAAGAGGAAGUGUAA
Molecule: messenger RNA, 3657 nt
Organism: Diachasmimorpha longicaudata
Lineage: Eukaryota; Metazoa; Arthropoda; Insecta; Hymenoptera; Braconidae
Exons: 11
Coding region: 1-3657 (1218 amino acids)
Biological process (GO): DNA integration
Molecular function (GO): nucleic acid binding
Source: RefSeq, a predicted model, not a curated record